Poecilia latipinna (sailfin molly) is the source of this 2755-nucleotide messenger RNA. It is a transcript of the gene spry2, whose product is annotated as sprouty RTK signaling antagonist 2. Gene Ontology annotation, biological process: multicellular organism development; animal organ development; negative regulation of MAP kinase activity. Bases 728 to 1777 code for a protein of 349 amino acids. The record is from RefSeq and is a predicted model, not a curated record. The transcript has 2 exons. NCBI's taxonomy places the organism in Eukaryota, Metazoa, Chordata, Actinopteri, Cyprinodontiformes, Poeciliidae. Gene Ontology annotation, cellular component: membrane; cytosol.
GAGUUGUUCAGUGUGCCGAUACGACUCUCUACCCCGGUUUUCUUGCUGACAUGCAAUAUUUUGUGUGCCUUCCAUGUGUCAGAAUUCACUUCGGCUUUCUGUUGAGUCUUCUCUUUGACUUCUGUCUGUCUUUAGUAUGGCUUCCUCCAACGCUCAAUAAAAUGUGUGAAAAACCUGAACUUUGAUCACCACAAAUUGCAGUCUUUGAGAGAGAGGAAAAAUUGACACAGUUCAGCUUUAGAUUAGAAAUCAAAUGGCUUUUCACUGGUGAAGCAAGAUUAAAGGUGAGUGUUUUUAAGGCUUGAUCAAAGAGAAGUACGAGAGUACAGGAAGGGAUUUUUUUUUUCCUCUUUCUUUGGUAAUGGUUAUUCAAAGCUGUCAUGGUUGAAGGAAAGCAGGAAGUUUUUAACAAACAGCCUUCAGGGAAGCAUCUGCAUUCAGAUGAGAUAUUGCUUCUAAAACAUAAAGCCUGGCUGUGGAACUUGCUAUGGCCCCGAGCAAACAAACUUCCCUGUUUCUGAGCGCACACAAAGAGCCUCUGUAGCUUGUGGCUCUGGAGACUCCACUCUCGUGUCAGACUCUGAAUCUGGUGGUCCAAACAGAUGGUGCCUCGUGGCUUUUAGGUUGUUUGAACAACUAUGUAAUCAAACGGAUCCAUCUCUCCGACGAACACUGACCUGAAUUCAGAUGUGUCCCCACCCGGCUAGAGAGGCCCUUCAGUCCAAAGAUGGAUUCCAGAAGUCAGAACGACAGCGACGGAGGAGGAGGACGCCACGGGGUGUUGCCGUCAUUGACUGGAUUGGCGAACAUGGCGCAUGACGAAGGUAGAGCACGAUCCUGGUCUCUGCAAAACCUAGACGCUCCGUCAGAUCCUGGGCUGAACUGCAGGUUACGGCCACACACUCCACCAGUGUUAUCUCUGGAUCAGAUAAGAAUAAGCGGUGGUAGUAAUGAAUAUACAGACGGGCCGUCGGCUGCUCAAAGGUCUCCGGCCACCCAGCAACGGAAGACUGAGAUGGUUACAUCAACAGGUUCAAGGACCAAUGGGCAGCAAGAGACCGAGGAAGAGGUGUCCAACAACCUCCGCAACCUGUAUUCAGUGACUCAUCAAGGGAACACAAAUGCUCCCAUCUCUUCAAGAGAGGGUAUGUCUCAGUCUUCCAGUGUGGAGGACUCCCAGAGCAGCGUCCGCACCAGCGCAGGGAGCGGUUCUUCGGGUCAGCGGCUUCUCGGCGGCCCGGCGAAUAGCUACGAAAUAAUCAGAAACCAGCCAAAACGAGCUGAUUCUGAGGAGCUAAAACCCCUGAACGCAGAGUACAGAGACAUAGAAGCAAUCCCGGGCAGCAGGAAGCCUUUAAAAAAGGACAAACACUCCAAAAGAUGUGAGUCCUGCGGUCGGUGCAAGUGCUCAGAGUGCGUCCAGCCGAGAGCACUUCCGUCCUGCUGGAUGUGCGGCCAGCGCUGCCUGUGCUCUCCAGACAAGGCCGUGGAGUACGGGACGUGCGUCUGCUGCCUGAAGGGCAUUUUCUACCACUGCUCCAACGAUGAUGAGGACACCUGCGCGGACAAGCCCUUCUCGUGCUCUCAGUCGCGCUGCUGCGUACGCUGGACGACCAUCAUGUUCUGCUCCUUGCUCUGCCCUUGUCUCUGGUGCUACCUCCCAGGUAAGGGGUGCCUGGCCAUGUGCCAGUGCUGCUACGACCAAGUCGCACGACCCGGCUGCCGAUGCAAGAACCCAACCCCAACUCGCUGUCACGACGACAGCACAGCAACGUAGGCCAGGAUGAAAUGGGACAUUGAUUGACCAACUCCACACUGAGUGAACUGCAAAGUAUCAAGUUGCACAAUUUGAACCAUCUAAUAGCGUCAUUGUGGCUGUUGUCUUAAUGUCCACCGGACAUGUCAGGAAAGGCUCCCAUGUGUCUACUUUGAAUGCAAACUUACUAAAAGAAAUGUUAGUGGUAAAGGCACUGGAGGUGCAUUUACUCACCCUAGCAUUAGGAGUUUCACUUGAAUGGUCAACCAAAAUAAGCACUCCACAUUUCAAGGUAUGGCAUCUCAUUUAACUACUGUUAUAUCUUUUCACUCAAGUGCCGUGAUGUUUCCUAAUACAGUCCAAGCAGAUAGCUUUGGGGUUUUAACAUUUGAUACAAACUAUAUUCUAAAAGCUUCUGCUACUAACUGUAUGUAACAUAAUAAUGGAAAGGGGGUGUACAAUAGAAAAUGACAGAUGUUUUAUUUUUGUAUAUAUAUAUAUAUCUAUAUGAUACUUCAACUGUGAAAGGUUUUCUGCCAUUAGAGGCACUUUGAUGAAUCUGCGUCAGCUGCCAUUCAUACAAAGUUUCUGCAUUCACAUGGAAUGUCUACCAAUCAUAUUUUAAAAUAAUUUACAACGUCAGAGAUCUUAACCCUGAUCCUACCUGUAAAUUGUACAGUGAUCUUAUUUGAAAAAAUGAAAAAAAUGUUCUAAUUCCAAAAUUGCCUAGUGUAAAGUUAAAAAGAUAUAUUUAUUUGAAGGUUUUAAUAUUUUAUUAUUAUGACAAAUAUUUAUUUUGAGAAAGGAUUGUUAAAGGCCUCCUCUGUUGCUCAGCAGAUUUGACACGAAUAGCUCACUAUGGAUUAGAAGAUGAAUAUAUUAACGUUUAAAAUUAAAAAGCCUUGAAGUCUAACUGAGGAGUGUGAUUCUUAUUGACUGUACUGAAAAGUUGCUACGACCAAAACGAAACAAUGAAAUGUCACUGCUGUGUAAAUCAUA